This is a messenger RNA of Mastomys coucha (southern multimammate mouse), 10294 nucleotides long. RefSeq names its product receptor interacting serine/threonine kinase 1 (gene Ripk1). Gene Ontology annotation, biological process: protein phosphorylation; signal transduction. The record is from RefSeq and is a predicted model, not a curated record. The coding region runs from base 5960 to 7924 and encodes 654 amino acids. The transcript has 11 exons. NCBI's taxonomy places the organism in Eukaryota, Metazoa, Chordata, Mammalia, Rodentia, Muridae. Gene Ontology annotation, molecular function: ATP binding; JUN kinase kinase kinase activity; protein binding.
CGUAGCCACUGGAAAGAUACUACUAAGGCUUGUUAGAAAGGUGAACUAUCACAGCAAGUAUUGUAUACAGAAAUAUACUAGUUUUAUUUAAAAUGAAAUUUGGGAUGUUUUACUUGUAUUGCUGGCAAAACAGUAGCAACAAUUCUUAACUUUAAUUUUCAUUUUUCUUUCUUUGCUGUUUUUAGCCUUACACAUAUUAUUAAGCUUUCAAGAUUAGAGUAAGAAAUAUGCUCAAGGUAACAACUUACAAACUUGGCACGGUACUAUUACUUCUUAAUUCGUGUCUCCUUAACAUCUCCAGUAGGAUCUGGAAUUUAAUUCAGAAAUAUAGUUUCCCACACUUCGGUAGGAUAUUAUUCUGGCAGAUGUGUCUUACUAUUUAAACAUGGAUAUAAUAGUUAUUUUUUAAACAUAGUUUUCCUAAGUUUUUAAAAUUAAAUUUGUACAUUCCCAUGUUCUUAAAAUGUAGCCUAUUAAUUUAAUCUGAGUGAGUAAGUCUGUAUGAUUUUAUUUGUUUGUUUAUUGUUUUUGAGACAGGGACUCUGUGUAGCCUUUACUAUCCUGAAGCUAGCUACGUAGAAGACCAGGCUGGCCUUGAAUUCCCAGAGAUCCACCUGCCUCUGCCUUCCUGGUGUUUGGAUUGAAGGCCUGUGUCACUAUGCCUGGCAACAAUUUUAUCUUUGCAUUGGGGGUUUUCAAAAAAUAAAUUAUUAGUUGCAUUUCUAGAAAAAUAGCAUUUAUUAAAGAGCAGAGAGUGGAAGUCUGAGAGAAGGGGUAAGGUUUGAGUUCAUUCAAUUCAUGUGAAUCGUUUAACCUCAACUUGUAGUUUCUUUAUUUAUAAACUGAAAAUAGUCUUGAUAAAUUAAUUCACAGGUCACAAUGUGCUAAUGUAUUUGAUCAUGCUUUGUUAAAUUUUAUUCCACCUUUGUCUUUUAUUGGUGGUUUAAUUCUAUGUUCACUGCCCUUUUUGUGAACAAAGCAUGGGCUGUUUUAAUUAAAGAACCUUGGAGACAGCAAGCCUCUGAUAUGUCACUUACGUAAAAUUAGAAUUUUGUUAAGGAGGAAGUAGGGCAUAGCUAGCAACUAACAUUCUUUGUCCUCUUGCUCUUAUUAUACAUGAUUGUCAUUGAAAAUUUAAGUGAAAAUUAAUUGGGUUUUAAAAGGAGUCCAGCCAUUAAAAGGAUGUGUACACACCUACAUGCACACACUUUUCUUUCCUUUUUUUCUGAGACAAGGUCUUGAUGUGUAGCCCUGACUAGUCUGGAACUCACUAAGUAAGCUUGAACUCAAACAGUAUUAUAUGUAAAUAUAAUACAAACUUAUUUUGCCAGUGCUUAUUCUGAAAUUUCUUGAAAUUUCUGCUUCAUUUCAGAGGAAAAAUUUCACUUCUCUGUGGUUCUGACUUAAUAAUCAUUUAUCUCAAAGCAUUAGCAAAUCCCAUUGACAAGGACAUGAUAUUAGUUAAAAUUAGUUAUCACUUACUGUAACAGGUAAACUUUACUUAGCUAAGUCUGUAAAAUGAUGUUUGAUUAUCUGGAUUCCUUCCUUGCAUUCAGUAUAUUCAGUGUAUUUGCAGUCCUUGGGUCUACCUCAGUAAACUGCCCACAUGGCUCUCUCAAAAUACACUGCUAAUAGACUGAAUGGGGAUCACCAGUAGAGUACGUGACGGGUAUGUGUGGGGCCCUGGGUUCUGUCUCCAGCAUUGCUAGAAAAUAGUAGCAUAAAUUUGAAUCAUUCUAGGGGGAAAAUAAAAAACACAAAAGAAAUGAUUGAAAAUCUAUCAAAAGAGGAUUUGUGCUAAGACCAGCCCAAAAUCAUAAAGCAUAAGACUGGAAGAACUUACUUGGGUCUGGAGCCAAGCUCUCAAAGUAUAGUGAAGACUUUCCCUAGCUCCACACCACUGGAGACUCUAGAGAGCCUGGCCAUGGCUGCAAGUUUCAGGAGGCCUGGCCAAGCAGGAGAAGUAACAAAGUAGAACUCAUAGGGUUGAAAUCAUACACUUGAAUUUUGAAUUGGCAUAUUUCUGGACAUGACUGUAGUGUAUUUGUGUUUCUUAAACAUUCCUUUUUUUUUUUCGCACAUGAGUGUUUUGCCUACAUGUAUAUUUGUGCACCACAUGUACUCUUGGUAAGGCUCAGAUCCCUGGGAAGUAGAGUUUCACAUACUUCUGAACUGCCACAUGGGUGCUGGGAAUCAAACCCAGGUCAUCUGCAAAGGCAACAAUCAUUCUUAACCACUAAGUCAUCUCUCUUCCAUUACCACCCAAACUUCUCUUUUUGCUUUUUUUUUUUCCCCCCCUGAGACAGGGGCUCAUUGUGUAGGCCCUGACUGGUCUGGAACUUACUAAAUAAACUUGAACUCAAAUGAGAUCUCCUGCCUCUGUCUGCCUCAAGUGCCGGGAUUAAAGAGUGUACCGCCUAUAAAACAUAUUCAUCUUGCACCAUUUUUCAAACUGUUACCUGUAUCUCAGAGCAUGAGUGAGUUAUAAUGCCUCUUCUGUACAUACGAAUUGUCAUACAUGCCUUUGCUACUCUGUGUAACAUUGCUAGGGACAUCACUGUACAUAACUUUGUCAGUGUCUUAGGUUUGAUUACUCAGAAUACAUAGUCAUUGAGUUAAGGUAUAAUUCUUUCAAAACAUAAUUUUGUUAUGAAUGUAAUUUGUGUUUAUUAUAGGAAAUGUAAUAAAAAAAAUGUAAAGAGCCAGGUAUGGUGAACUACAGCUAUAAUCCCUACACUCCAUAAACUGAAACAAGAGGAUCACAAAUCCUAAGCCAGCCUAGGCACACACAAGACACUGACUUAACAAAAGUAUAAAGAAGGGAAAAAUUUGUCCUAAAGUCCAAAUAAAAUGGUGGUGAAUAUUUUGAUGUCUUUCUCUAUUUUUUUAUUGAAUUGCCAUAUAAUCUAUUUUAUACUUUAUAAUCUGUUAAACCAUAUCCUUUAUUAUUUAACAACUAAAUAGUUCUUCUUUUAAAAAUUUUUUACCACUUAACAAUUGUUUACCAUGUGUUUGGUUCUGCCAGGCACUGAGAACCAUGGCCAAACAGGUUUUUUGGUUUUGGUUGAUAUUUUUUGGGUGUUGUUGUUCUUGUUGUUGUUUGGGGGGUUGCCUCUGUACAGUUCAUUAGAAACAAUUUUUAAACAACCACUUGAGGAGAGUCAUGCAGGCUCUGUAAACAUCUCAUAACAGGAAGACUUAAGAUGGAUUCCCCCAGGAAAUGAAAGUACUUGGACACCUGGCAGAUCAGAAACCUCUAUUCUUCCUGACUAGAGCUUAAAAGAAUGUGGCUGGAGAGGGAGGCAUAUAUCGUGAAAUGAGGAAGACUGGGCAGGUCCUCAUGCCCCAGAACAUCUACAGGAAAGGAGGAAUCAGGCCUGGCACACAUAUUAAUGUUAACACCUUCUGUGUCCAUACUUGUCCAUUCUCAUAGAUUGUCAGUAGGGACUUGGUGGGUAGUCUCAAUUCAGUGUAUGAGUGCUAAUUCAACAAGUAAGCAAGAAGUGCUCUGGAGCUGGUUUUUGUUUUGUUUCCUUGGGGAUGACAGAGCCCUCAGGGGCAGCCUUUAGUUCGAUGGGAGAUGAUCAUUGUAGUUAUACCUCUUCUCAUUAUACAUCAUCUUAGAAGUGGUUUUCGUACACUUGGAAAUACACCUCUGUAUACUGGCCCAGUGACACCGUGGGUUCUCAGAGUCCUGAUGUUUAUAAACAGAGACAACAGGGCUAACUGUACCCACAGCCCUGAAGCGGGCAAAUGUGUUUUCAAGUGUUAUUUUCUCAUAAAAUUCCUUGCCAGUCCCAAGAUGGGCUGUUAUUUCCUUUCACAAGAUGAGGAAAUGGAGGCUUAAGUAAGUUCCUUAAAAUCACGAGGCAAAUGAAUUAAGAGCUCAUGCUCAGGAGGAAGAUCCUUGCUCUGCACUGCCUUAAUGGUUCCUGCUAGCACACUUCCAGCACCUUCCUCACUCCUCAGUCUGGGCCGCCCCCUCUCUCUCCCCACUACCACACUGCUAGUCAUCUUGCUAGGCAAUGCCUGAGAUGUGGAGAAGAUCAUUGAUGUGCCUAUCUGAUAUCAGCUGUGCUGUUAUGUUGGUAUCCUCUGUACAGUGUAGGAGGUUCCUUACCCAAGCAUUCUGCCACAGGCCACUAGACAAGCUUAUAGGCACCCUAUGAGUUAUUGUCUAUUCCUUGAGUAACUCAAGAUAAAGUAUCUGCAACUUGUAGAGCUGUGAGUCCCUAAUAACAGAAAACUUCUCACCUAAACUAUCCAAAACAUUUAACACAGUGUUGAGAGGAUUCCCAGAACCAGGCCUACUAAAUAGUGAUGCCUCUGUACUUCUUGAUACUAUUAACUGUCUUAGGUUUUCUCCCAGAGUAAAGCACACUGGGGCCAUGUCUUCCACUGUGAACAGAGAGUUUCCUUGGAGAUGACAGAGCCUUCAGGAAGAGUCUUUACUUCAUGGGUGAUGACUAUCAUAGUUUAAUGCCUUUUAAAGACAUCAUUGCAGAGAUGUUCUUUGUGUACUUCUUAGGUCUCCUGGAUUUUCUCUUUGGUCAUUACUUCCCCUUUUAGGUACUCAUUAAAAUGUACUGUAACCCAUAAACUACUGUUUCCUUGUAUUUAACCUUCCUUCCUUUGGCAUUUCCUGCCUUCUUUUCACAGCAUUCAGAGUGAGAAUCAACUUGGCUUGUGUUGAAUGUGUACUAUUUAUAGUGAGUAACCUCUUAUGUGUGGAUGAGCAAGAAGAUGUUGAACUCAGUGAAGCUGUGGCAUUCAUCCUAGCACUGCAGCUACUCCAUACCUACCCACUAGGACACUCUCCUUUAAGUCCUCACCCUGAGGAACACUGAAUGCCACUCAGCAGAGAUAAGCAGAUCCCAUGAGUCAUCAUCCUUUUCCCGUCUUCCUGUUCAGCAGUAUUCUUUUUAUAUUCUUCCAGUCCCUACCUUUGCUCGUAAUUACUUAAGACAUUUAUAUUUCCUAAUGUUAUUCAAUAGACUAAUUACCUCAUGUUCUUACCCAGUGCUUGUUACUGCUGUUGGUUAUAUAGAGAGAGUCUAGCUCAUAAGGAAUGUUUUAUUUUGUUAUUUAUACUUUUGGGAAGGGAACUUAUGCCUAAUAUGUCUUAAAGUUGUUUUGAUGGCUAUAUAAUCUAAGAAUGUCAUCAGACUAUGACCUCUUUCUACAUAAAAAUUCUUAGUUUGGGGAAUCCUGCCCUAAAGAGAAUGUCCAGGAUCCUCUAAAGACAAAGCCCAAAUUUAUUUGAAGAUGGCUCAGGUUAUGAAUUAACAGAGAGUCUUGCUUAACCUCAUUCCUAGUCCUAGACACAUAGAUUCAUUGGUAGUGACUGCUUCUUAUUUUUUCCAGUCCAUCUUUCCACUGAGAAGUAGUAUCCUAAAGAGGUCCAGGUGAUGAGGAGGGUCUCACUCCAAUCCUCUUGUAUUACAGACCACCUCUACUCCUAACCUAGGGCCACACUAGUAAAGUUGCUGCCCUAUAAGUCAUUACCUCUUGUCCCUACACAAAGUGCUCGGUCUACUUUUUGUCCCUAGAAUUUUUCCUUUCCACUGAACUAAAUUAUGAAUUUUAGUGGAUGCUCAAUUCAUAUUAUCUAACAUAUAUAGCUUCCUGACAAAAUGUUUUUUAUUUUUUUUCUAGUGUUCCAUGAUGCCAGAAGUGAAGCAUCCACUGGAAUAUAAAUCGCAGUCUUCCAUAACUCUUAGCUGAAUAGCUCAUGUCACAGGUUAUACUUCUCCUCAGGAAAAGCAAAGGCACUCCACAUAUGUGGUACUUUGGGAGGUGGGGGCUUCUGAGACAAGACUCACUAUAUUUUCUAGCUGGUCUGGAACUCACUGUGGAGUACAGGCUAGCCUCAGACCUUCAGUCCUCCUGACUCAGCCUCCUAGGACACAGCACUAAGCAAGAACCAAAAGUGGUGUGUUGGAGAUUCUGAGCAUUCAAAAUGCAACCAGACAUGUCCUUGGACAAUAUCAAGAUGGCAUCCAGUGACCUGCUGGAGAGUAAAGACCUAGACAGCGGAGGCUUUGGGAAGGUGUCCUUGUGUCUUCACAGAAGCCAUGGAUUUGUCAUCCUGAAAAAAGUAUACACAGGGCCCAACCGUGCUGAGUACAAUGAAGCUCUCUUGGAAGAGGGGAAGAUGAUGCACAGACUGAGACACAGUCGCGUGGUGAAGCUACUGGGCAUCAUCAUAGAAGAAGGGAAUUAUUCACUAGUGAUGGAGUACAUGGAGCAGGGCAACCUCAUGCACGUGCUAAAGACCGAGAUAGGUGUCCCGCUUUCAGUGAAAGGAAGGAUAAUCUCGGAGACUGUAGAAGGCAUGUGCUACUUACAUGACAAAGGCGUGAUACACAAGGACCUGAAGCCUGAAAAUAUCCUCGUUGACCGUGACUUUCAUAUCAAGAUAGCCGAUCUUGGUGUGGCUUCCUUUAAGACAUGGAGCAAACUGACAAAGGAGGAAUACAACAAGCAGAGGAAAGCGAGCAGCACUGCUAAGAAGAACAAUGGAGGCACCCUCUACUACAUGGCACCCGAACACCUGAAUGACAUCAAUGUAAAGCCCACAGAGAAGUCGGACGUGUACAGCUUUGGCAUUGUACUUUGGGCAAUAUUUGCAAAUAAGGAGCCCUAUGAGAAUGUCAUCUGUACUGAGCAGUUCGUGAUCUGCAUAAAAUCUGGGAACAGGCCAAAUGUGGAGGACAUCAUUGAAUACUGUCCAAAGGAGAUCAUCAGCCUCAUGGAGCGGUGUUGGCAGGCAAUCCCAGAAGACAGGCCAACAUUUCCUGGCAUUGAAGAAGAAUUUAGGCCUUUUUACUUAAGUGAAUUUGAAGAAUAUGUAGAAGAGGAUGUGGCAAGUUUAAAGAAAGAGUAUCCAAGUCAAAGCCCAGUUUUGAAGAGAAUGUUUUCUCUGCAGUAUGACUGCAUACCCUUACCUCCAAGCAGGUCAAAUUCAGAACAACCCGGUUCACUGCACAGUUCCCAGGGGCUCCAGAUGGGGCCUGUGGAGGAGUCCUGGUUUUCUUGCUCCCCAGAAUACCCACAAGAAGAGAAUGAACGCAGUGUGCAGGCUAAGCUGCAAGAGGAAGCCAGCUAUCAUGCUUUUGGAAUAUUCACAGAGAAACAGACAAAACCACAGCCAAGGCAGAAUGAGGCUUACAACAGAGAGGAGGAAAGGAAACGAAGGGUCUCCCAUGACCCCUUUGCACAGCAGAGAGCUCGCGAGAAUGUUAAGAGUGCAGGAGCAAAGGGUCGUUCUGAUCCCAGCACAACCAAUCAUAGAAAUGCAGCGCACCAGCUAUCGGGGCCAGCUAGCCAAACACAGGGGCCACUUUGGAACAAUGGAUUAUAUAAUCAGCAUGGGUUUGGAACUACAUGGUAUGGGCAAAAUCUAAGCCAAAUGUAUAGUACUCAUAAAACCCCCGUGCCAGAGACCAACCUACCGGGAAGCACACCUACCAUGCCAUACUUCUCCUUGCCACCAGAUGACUCCAUAAGAUACACCAUAUACAAUAGUUCUGGUAUUCAGAUUGGAAACUACAAUUAUAUGGAUCUUGGACUGAAUUCACUACCACCAAACAACACUUGCAAAGAAGAGUCAGCUUCCAGGCACCAAGCCAUCUUUGAUAAUGCCACUAGUCUGACUGAUAAACACCUGAACCCUAUCAGGGAAAACAUGGGAAAGCAGUGGAAAAACUGUGCCCGCAAGCUGGGCUUCACCGAGUCUCAGAUCGAUGAAAUUGACCAUGACUAUGAAAGAGAUGGACUGAAAGAGAAAGUUUACCAAAUGCUUCAGAAGUGGCAGAUGCGGGAAGGCACCAAAGGGGCCACAGUGGGAAAGUUGGCCCAGGCACUUCACCAGUGUUGCAGGAUAGACCUGCUGAACCACUUGAUUCGUGCCAGCCAGAGCUAAGCCUGGGCAGGCUCUGGCAGUGGGAACCAAACUAUUCGUCUGGUGCACAAACCCUUUUUGCCCCUUGGCCUUCAGAAUUCUAUCUCAGUGUGAGCUCUGCACAUACUGCACAUGGUGUCGUGCAGUUUGGAACUGAUGAAUGGGAAGAGAAAUCUGAAGCCCACAAUGAUUCUUCAGAACAUACAAGCAUGUUGCUGAAUGGUCCAUGACCAGUAGAAGAAAAAAAAAAUUAAAAAUACAGUGUAUUGGGUUUUCAGAGGGAGAGGAGAUGUUGAGGGGAAGAUGGCCUUUGUUCACCUUGGGUCAUAGUCUUCAGUUAGGUUAUUUGCUCAGUUUCCUGUGGUUUCAUUGGGUAGGGGGAAAACAAACAAAAAACAUUCAAAGAAUGUAAAAUCGGCUAGCUUCCCACUUCAUGUACUGCGGGUGCAGUAAAGUUCUGCUCGAAUACCUUCUAUGAGCCAUGGCUCUUCUAAAGAUUAUAGGAUCUGUUAACUUUAGCAUCUACUGCUAUACUGUCACUUUAAGCUUUAAGAAUCAUGUGCAAUUCUAGUCUAUCAGAUUAUCAAUCAAUUUGGAAUUUUUAAGGAGUGGUAAGGAUAAAAAAGUACAGGGCAGAGAGAGAGAUCUUCAGGUACUGGCUGUCAUCACAGAACUGCUGCUGACUGUAAAAAAACUACUUUAAGUUUCUAAAGUUUUUCCUACCAUUCAGGUGCUUCAUGCAGUUUCCCACCCUGCUCACUCCACAGAGGAAAGAGAUGUGCAGGAAGCACUGAUCAGGAAAUACCGUCUCUUCCUUCCUGGAUAUGGCUGCACCUUAACACUGCACAUUGUGCUCAGAAACUGUCGCUUCAGUUUUCUCCAGCGUACUGUAGAAAUAUGUCUCUUCUGUGUGCCAUGAAUUGAGAAAGGACAGCUUCAGAGUCUGCUUGUUGUGCCUGUAGGAAGCCCAUAUGCAACCUUCGAUACGAGUGAGUGAAGGAGCUAGGGUAGAAGACUGAAGCUGCCUACGCCAGCGGCUGGCACCGGCUGGUCACAGGCCAUGGGGUGAAUCCCCUCCAACUUCAGAUACGUAGCACUGCUGGGAUGGGCUGCAACACUGCCUUGGCCUUGUUGGCCAUUCUGGCACUCAUUGGCACUUCAUCCUCCUCUGUUGGGCUAUCCUGUACUCAGCAGGAUAUUUGGGAACAUUCCUGGCCUCCAUCUGCAAGAUGCCAAUAGUACAAGUCAACCCUACAACACCCACCAGGUGUGACAAAAAUAACUAGAUAUUGCUACAAGUCUUUGGAGGGACUCUCCUAUAGCGUUAUCUCCCCAACCCCCACCCCACCCCCAGACAAGGUUUCUCAGUUCUGGCCAUCCUGAAACUCACUCUGUAGACCAGGUUGGUCUCCAACUCAGAGAUCCACCUGCCUCUGCCUCCCGAGUGCUGGGAAUAAAGGCAUGUGCCACCACCACCCAGCUUCCUGCUCUAAGUUUAUAUGCCUUAGUUCUCCUGUCACACAGGCCUGGGUCAUCCUUGACUGCAUAGAGCAUGCACAGUGGAAGGGAAUUGGAGCAGGGGAGGUUCCAGGCUUUCCUGAAGUAGCCUCCAUAGUCUUCAAAUGCUUUUUCUAUUCUAGUGCUGUUUUCAGAAGACAGAAUUAGAAACUACUUUUAGUUUAAUGGAGUUUAGGGGAAUGAAAUAGCAAGAGAGGCCAGAGCUGGUUUUGGAAUUGCAGUAGCAAUCAGGGUCCUAGUAUUAAAACCAUGUCUGUUCGUGUUCGCUAGGGGAAGACCUGUAUAUCCAUUGCUGAUGAUAGGUGCAGCAAGUCCAGGCCCAGAUUCUGACCACAGACUUUCAGAUCUUUCCAGGCCCACCACUGACAGCCAUACAAUGACCUGGCACCUCAAGUUGUGGCUGAACCUAUAUGAACUGAAGGAUGGUCAGUAGAUUAAGCCAUAUACUGUCAUGGUGUGCUGGCCAGUCAUUGGCAGGUUAGACCCAAAGACCGUUAAGCACUUCCAUUUGCUUCAGCUGAAUCAUGAUAACUGAUGACUUUGUAGUCAGGAGUACCUGCUGCGAACAAGCACGUGGAGUGUGGGAGUCCCUCUGGGAGCUCAGCAUGGAGUUAGAACACCUCUUUAAAGCCACCUCCUAAGCCAUGCAGAAUGCUGUAGUCUGAGGUACAAGUCAGGCCUGAGUGUCAUUGUCCACAUCAUGGGAAAAACAAGAUGGCCACCACCAGGACACUGAAGGCCUGAGGAGACUAACCCUGUUUCCAGAACUCAGAGUUCUGUUUGGUUCAUUUUUUAAUAAGAUAACCUUUCUUUUAUAUAUACAUUUGUACUUUAAAUACGGGGUACUGAAUAAAGUUUUGUGGACACACUGCU